Molecule: messenger RNA, 1659 nt
Organism: Aspergillus affinis
Lineage: Eukaryota; Fungi; Ascomycota; Eurotiomycetes; Eurotiales; Aspergillaceae
Exons: 5
Coding region: 1-1659 (552 amino acids)
Molecular function (GO): ATP binding
Source: RefSeq, a predicted model, not a curated record
AUGGAUUCCCCGUCCACCGAGCUUCCCAAACCGCCAAUCCCCUACAUCACGGGAUGGAAAUUUACCGUGCAGUCGCAUGAAUCUCCUGCCCCGACACCGGUCACUAGCCGGUGCUGCUAUAACAGCGAACCGGAGCGAGUCGAGAGGAAGGAACUCAGUCCGCUAGAACGAUGCCUAAAGAAUCAUCCGUUAGCAGGCCAAGAGUCAAAUCAGCCACCACAUCGCUUUGAUUUGAAGAUAGUCCAUCCGGUAAGAAUUGGAGAUGGCCACAACUCUCAGGUCUUCAUCGUGAAAUCCUUAGGGGAGCAUCCUUUACCAGAGGACAAAACACUGGUGGCCAAGCUAUACGACCCUCUUUACAUUGACGACAACGACGAAAUAAUCAAUCCAUUCAAAGCCGUGGAUCAUUUCUAUACCCAUGAAAUGCGCGCAUACGAUCUGCUGUCUAAAAUGCAAGGCCAUCUCGUGCCCCAAUAUUACGGGUCCUACAAAAUGGACAUUGCCGCAGACAGUUCCAGAGUGCGCGCCAUCCGUCUCAUCCUGAUCGAAUACAUCAUGAAAACUAUAAUCGACUUUGAAAGCACAGUAUAUCACCGGAAGAACAUCCUGCUCAGAGACAUGAGCCCUCGCAAUGUGAUGCUGUUGGAGACGACGGCACUCGAGCCUAGCAGACAUGUCAUUUUUGUCGAUUUUGCGGUCGCCUUGUUCAAUCGUAAACUGGAUCAUCCGCUUCCCAUCAAUACAGAUUUCUUCCUUGGCCAAUACAUGCCACCUCUGCUGCGCUGGAGCAUGACAAAGGCUUGGAAGUUCUUGGAUUGGAUUGAUUGGGAUCGGGAACCUUGGGUUGAAAAUGAGUAUGCUCAUACGGCUGGCACCAUCACUCAAGAGAUGCGGGAUCGUUUUUCUUUCUGCAAGGACAAAUCUUCAGGAGACCUUCGAAAUGUUAUCAAGACGGUCGUUGAUCUUCCCACAACCUAUACCCGGUCUCUCGGCAUCGCAAUAAAUGACAUAGAAUUCGAUAUUGUGGCCCGCAACAUCAUGAUUCUGAUUCUCGCUUUGGUUGUUGGAAAUGAAAGUGCAAUUGAUUGCAUCAUCCACCUCUGGUAUUCAGCGUCUAUGCACGACUCGGACUUGGAUAUUCUUUCCAAUCGGAUUCGGCCUCUGAUCCAGGGAGUCUGCAGCAAAAUCCAGACCCAAGCGGCCAACAAAUCGCGCCAACUGCUCCAAGCCCUUCGACUUCUUCGAUUUAGUCGAGAUGUUCGGAAUCAUCAGCUCAAACGCCUCACGCGCCACAUAUUCUUGCCUAGUGUGCAGGUACUUCUACCAAGCCGGCCCAGCAGCCUGGGUCUAACUUUGCUGUUGCUCUCGAUGAAAGUUGCUUCAACGACGCCCGUGGAUAAGGAUGACGCCGUUUGCUCAUCGCUUUACCAGAAGACGCUCGAAUUAUCGUCGGGCAUGGAGAGACUCGGAUUCUUCCGUCUUGAGCUGCUACAAUCUGCAAUUUUGAUCUCGGUAUACGAAACCGGUCACGGUAUCUAUCCGGCCGCGUUUACAAGUGUGGGUCGUGCCGCCAGGCUGGGCCAGGUGAUGGGCUUGCAUGAUAGGAAGAAUGCCUCUCAAAUUUUCGAAUCACCUAAUGGUGGAUCAUGGGAUCCCUAA